ACUGGGGUGCCAGCAGAGCUGCUGCCACAAGCCAUGCCUGCUGCCGCCCGCACUGCCACCGCAAUGCUCCUCUCUGGCAUCCUGUUUCUGAAUCUGCUUUCUGAAAGCCUGGCUCACCGAGACCCCCUGCACGGGGGGACCCCACACCUCCACAGGACCCCACGCUGCUAUUCGGCUGAGGAGCUGCCCCAAGGCCAGGUGCCCCCACACCUGCUGGCUCGAAGUGCCAGGUGGGAGCAGGCCCUGCCUGUGGCCCUGGUGCCCAGCCUGGAGGCAGCCGGCCCCAAGGGGCCACAGCAGGGGCCCCCAGCCGGGUCACGGUGCCCCACGUUGAGCCCCGAGCAGGUGCUGCAGGCGGACACCCACGAGCGCUCCAUCUCGCCCUGGAGAUACCGGGUCGACACCGACGAGGACCGUUACCCGCAGAAGCUGGCGGUGGCCGAGUGCCUGUGCCGUGGCUGCAUCAAUACCCGGACCGGCCAGGAGACGGCCGCACUCAACUCCGUGGCCCUGCACCAGAGCCUGCUGGUGCUGCGCCGCCGGCCCUGCUCCCGCCACGGCACGGGCGCCCCCUCACCCGGGGCCUUCACCUUCCACACGGAGUUCAUCCGUGUGCCCGUGGGCUGUACCUGCGUCCUACCCAGGUCAGCCCAGUGAUGCGGGCCAGAGCUGCUGAGGACAUGGCCCCGAAUGCCUCCUAUUUAUGUCUAUUUAUUGCUAUUUAUUGCCUGGGUGGCCCUUGCUGCACACUGUGACCAUGCCGUCCCCGUGCCCCAGGGCUGGAGACGGGCUGCAAGGGGCUCUCAAGUGUCUUAAAGCAAUGCAGGAAAGCUGCCGCCAGCGUCUCUACCUGGACCCUGGGGCCUGGAGCUCCACCUCCCCUCAGCUGCUGGCGGGGUUGGGGGGAACCUGCUUUCUCACAGUCACUUAUUUAACCCAUGAGCUGUGCUGUUAAAACACAAGGCCCUGGACCCGUGUGAUGGUGCACACCUGUGACCCCAGCAUUUGGGAAGCUGAGGCAGGAGGACUGC
This is a messenger RNA of Chinchilla lanigera (long-tailed chinchilla), 1031 nucleotides long. It is a transcript of the gene Il17c, whose product is annotated as interleukin 17C. Gene Ontology annotation, molecular function: cytokine activity. The record is from RefSeq and is a predicted model, not a curated record. The coding region runs from base 34 to 657 and encodes 207 amino acids. Gene Ontology annotation, biological process: inflammatory response. Lineage: Eukaryota; Metazoa; Chordata; Mammalia; Rodentia; Chinchillidae. Gene Ontology annotation, cellular component: extracellular region. The transcript has 3 exons.